Mycosarcoma maydis (corn smut) is the source of this 1914-nucleotide messenger RNA. RefSeq lists its product as uncharacterized. The coding region runs from base 1 to 1914 and encodes 637 amino acids. Gene Ontology annotation, biological process: actin filament bundle assembly; actin cytoskeleton organization. Gene Ontology annotation, molecular function: actin lateral binding; calcium ion binding. The record is from RefSeq and is a predicted model, not a curated record. NCBI's taxonomy places the organism in Eukaryota, Fungi, Basidiomycota, Ustilaginomycetes, Ustilaginales. The transcript is spliced from 2 exons. Gene Ontology annotation, cellular component: cell junction; plasma membrane; actin filament bundle.
AUGGCAUACAAGAGAUCGUCGGUCCUCGUCGGCCUCCCCGAUCAGGAUCGAGGCUGGGAGGAAGUACAGGCAAAGACGUUCACCAAAUGGCUCAACACCAAGCUCGAAUCCAGGCAGAUCGCUCCGAUGCGAUCUCUUGCCACGGACCUCUCGGAUGGCGUCAAGCUAGUGCAGCUCAUGGAGAUCAUGGGUGAUACUACGCUCGGUCGCUUCUACAUGAAUCCGCGUAUGCGUGUCCAGAAGGCCGAAAAUGUCAACCUUGCCUUGGAAUUCAUCAAGAGUCGAGGUGUCGUGCUGACCAAUGUAGGCGCAGAGGACAUUGUUGACGGCAAUCUCAAACUCAUUCUUGGCAUGAUCUGGACGCUCAUCCUUCGCUUUACCAUCGCAGACAUCAGCGAAGAGGGUGUCACUGCCAAAGAGGGUCUUUUACUCUGGUGUCAACGAAAGACUGCCCCUUAUCAAGAGGUCGAAGUCACCAAUUUCACCACUUCCUUCAAGGACGGCCUUGCGCUAUGCGCCUUGAUCCACCGACAUCGUCCCGAUCUGCUCAACUUUGACGCUUUACCCAAAAGUGAUGCUCACGCUUGCACGCGCACAGCCUUCCAAGUCGCCGAACACCACCUCGGCAUCCCACAACUGCUCGACGUAGAGGACCUUUGCGACAGGACCAAACCAGACGAACGCAGUGUCAUGACCUACGUUGCCCAAUACUUUCACGCUUUUAGCUCCAUGGAACAGGCCGAAGUGGUCAGCCGCCGUGUAGCCACGUUUGCCGAUGUCAUGCAGGGCGCCUGGCUCAUGCAGCAGGAUUACGAAAGAAGAGCUCGCCAGCUCGUCGAUACCAUGUCCGAACUUCAGAAUGGAUGGACCGCUGCAACUUUUGCAGGCACAUACGCCGAUGCUCGUACACAGCUCACCCAGUUUAACCAAUACAAGAUCGGAGUCAAGCGCGAGUUGGUUCGUGAGAGGACCGAUCUUGCAGCGCUUCUUGGCAACAUCCAAACAAAACUCAAGACCUACCAUCUUCCCGAAUGGCUCCCACAGCUAGGCUUGCGGCAAACCGAUCUUGAAACUGCUUGGGCAACCCUUGCGCUAGCCGAAGCGCACCGAAGCCGCUCUAUCAACGCCGAGAUCCGCAAUGCCAAGGAAAACUUGAGGAUCAAGUUUGCCAAAGCUGCCAACGAAUUUGAGCGACAACUCCGCGAAGUUGCAGGCGGAAUCGCAACUCUCGAAGGUGACCUGGAAGCUCAGCUCGAGGUUGUCAAGCAUUUACUUGCUCAACUCGAUCCUAUCAAAGAACAACUCACGCUCAUCGCCUCACUCGAACAGGAAUGCACCGAAGCUAAAGUCGAAGAAAACGACCAUACCAUCUUUACGCUGAGCGAUCUUUCGUUCGAGUGGGAGCUCGUUCGAGCAAGCGUUUCAAAGAAGCUCGCCUUUAUCGAAAACCAGAUCGUCUCGCGACAGCACACCAAUCUUACACCUGCCCAGCUCGAAGAGUUUGAGUCCACCUUUCGCUACUUUGACAAGGAUGCCUCCAACACGCUCACCGUUCCCGAGCUGGGGGCUGCCCUUGCCAGUCUGGGCAUCAUCUACACCGAGGACGACAUUGAACAGAUCCAUUUGCAGCUGUGCGAGACAUUUGGAGCCGUCUCCUACGAUGCCUUCCUCACUUUUCUCCGCGAGAUCACCGAGGACACCACUUCACCUGAUCAGCUUCUUGAGGCAUUCCAGGGCCUGGCUGGCGACAAACCGUACGUCACCGAACUCGAUCUGCGUCUUGCUUUGUUGCCGCAAGGCUCCAUCGACUAUCUCAAAGCUGCCAUGCCCCAGGUGCGCGUCGACGGCGUCGAAGAUGCCGUAUACGACUACGAGGGCUAUCUGACCGGCUUGUUCGGAGUAGCGCAGCCGUAA